Parasteatoda tepidariorum (common house spider) is the source of this 617-nucleotide messenger RNA. Its product is annotated as small ribosomal subunit protein uS8A. Gene Ontology annotation, molecular function: structural constituent of ribosome. The record is from RefSeq and is a predicted model, not a curated record. Gene Ontology annotation, biological process: translation. Gene Ontology annotation, cellular component: ribosome. Lineage: Eukaryota; Metazoa; Arthropoda; Arachnida; Araneae; Theridiidae.
UCAUUAUUCCCCUUCGUAACUGUAACUGGCAUGCAAUUCUGUCAUGGUGGAAAACUGAGCCAAGUUGUUUUGCUUUUCGUAAACACGGUUUGCUUCGGCACGUCCCGUAUUAAAUCUAAAUUAAUCCACAAAUUUAGGAAUUUUGUUUAAUAUAUUUGAUUUGCAUUUUACACAUAUAAUACAAGAUGGUUCGUAUGAACGUAUUGGCAGAUACAUUAAAGUCUAUAAAUAAUGCAGAAAAGAGAGGCAAGCGUCAAGUCCUUAUCAGACCUAACUCUAAAGUUAUUGUUAAAUUCCUUACAGUAAUGAUGAAGCAUGGUUACAUUGGGGAAUUUGAAAUAGUUGAUGAUCACAGAGCUGGAAAAAUAGUUGUCAAUCUAACUGGUAGAUUAAACAAAUGUGGUGUUAUCAGUCCCCGGUUUGAUGUACAGUUGAGAGAUUUGGAAAAAUGGACACGAAAUCUUUUACCAUCUAGGCAGUUUGGAUACCUAGUUUUAACGACAUCUGGUGGUAUUAUGGACCAUGAAGAAGCUAGAAGAAAACAUCUUGGAGGGAAAAUUCUAGGAUUUUUCUUUUGAAUGUGUAUUAUAAAAAAAUAAAUAUUAAAAAAAAGCUUA